Pongo pygmaeus (Bornean orangutan) is the source of this 3883-nucleotide messenger RNA. It is a transcript of the gene DSCC1, whose product is annotated as DNA replication and sister chromatid cohesion 1. Gene Ontology annotation, biological process: mitotic sister chromatid cohesion; maintenance of mitotic sister chromatid cohesion. Bases 1 to 1182 code for a protein of 393 amino acids. The record is from RefSeq and is a predicted model, not a curated record. The transcript is spliced from 12 exons. Gene Ontology annotation, cellular component: chromosome, centromeric region; Ctf18 RFC-like complex; chromatin. Lineage: Eukaryota; Metazoa; Chordata; Mammalia; Primates; Hominidae.
AUGAAGAGGACCCGCGACGAGGUGGAUGCGACGCUGCAGAUCGCCAAGCUGAACGCGGCCGAGCUGCUGCCGGCGGUGCACUGCCUGGGCUUCGGCCCUGGGGCUAGCGGCGCUGCCGCCGGCGACUUCUGCCUGCUGGAGCUGGAGCCCACGCUGUGCCAGCAGCUGGAGGAUGGACACAGUCUUGUGAUUCGUGGUGAUAAAGACGAGCAAGCUGUGCUGUGCAGUAAAGACAAAACAUACGACUUGAAGAUAGCAGACACUUCCAAUAUGUUGCUUUUCAUUCCUGGUUGUAAAACUCCAGACCAGUUGAAGAAGGAAGAUUCACACUGUAACAUUAUUCACACUGAGAUCUUUGGUUUUUCUAAUAAUUAUUGGGAAUUAAGAAGAUGUAGACCUAAGUUAAAGAAGCUAAAGAAACUUUUGAUGGAAAAUCCGUAUGAAGGACCUGACAGUCAAAAAGAGAAGGAUUCAAACAGCUCAAAAUAUACAACUGAAGAUUUGCUUGAUCAAAUUCAGGCAAGUGAGGAAGAAAUAAUGACCCAAUUACAAGUUCUAAAUGCCUGUGAGAUUGGAGGUUAUUGGAGGAUUCUUGAAUUUGAUUAUGAGAUGAAACUUCUGAAUCAUGUAACUCAGCUUGUGGAUUCCGAAUCAUGGUCUUUUAGUAAAGUUCCUUUGAAUACAUGCCUUCAGGAACUUGGACCAUUGGAGCCAGAGGAAAUGAUAGAGCACUGUCUUAAAUGUUAUGGGAAGAAAUAUGUAGAUGAAGGCGAAGUUUAUUUUGAGUUGGAUGCUGAUAAAAUAUGUAGAGCAGCAGCACAAAUGCUACUUCAGAAUGCGGUGAAAUUCAAUCUCGCUGAGUUUCAAGAAGUCUGGCAGCAGAGUGUUCCUGAAGGAAUGGUAACUAGUCUUGAUCAGCUUAAGGGUUUAGCGCUGGUGGAUAGACACUCGAGACCAGAAAUCAUAUUUUUGCUGAAAGUAGAUGAUUUACCUGAGGAUAAUCAGGAACGUUUUAAUAGCCUUUUCUCUCUAAGGGAGAAGUGGACAGAAGAAGAUAUUGCUCCAUAUAUUCAAGAUUUGUGUGGAGAGAAGCAAACCAUAGGUGCAUUACUCACUAAAUAUUCUCGUUCUUCGAUGCAAAAUGGUGUUAAAGUUUAUAAUUCGAGAAGACCCAUUUCUUAAAAGAACAACAGUCUUUUCUUCGGGACUCAAGUUGCUUUAUAAAGUUGCUGGAUACAAGAAAAAUAACUUGUACUUUUAUUUCUGACUUUUAAAAACCUAGUCUUCUAAGGCAUUUUUCUCCUCAUCUUAAGCAUUUUGAAACUACUGUUAUUUCUUAAAUGUUAUAGGAUGUAGCUUUCAAAUUAUAUUUGUACUAUGUACACAGUGUAAACAAGGACAAAAGAAUUCUUUCCUAUAUUAUGUCUGAGGUCUCUAUGAUUUAUUUAAAGUUUGGCUUUUUAUAUUCAAAAUGUCAUUUCUUUAUUUAGGAUUUGAUGUUCUAAUCAUUGAUACACUUAAGUUUUCCAGAGAACUAAAUAGUAAUAGUUUCAUAGAAGAGAACUAUGUAUUCACUUAAAUAUCAUUUCUCAAGUGAGUGAGUUCCCCUCUACUUUUAGCCUUCCACCCAAACUGGAAGCCACUAGGUGCUAUCGAUUAUUUAUAUUCGUUGUUUACAUCCAUGAAAUUGGCUGAAUAAUUACUCCUCUGCCUGGCAUAGACGUGCACUUUGGGGAAAAAAAUGGGUUUAUAAUCCUAUAAUGAAGAAUACUGGCACAGGCAAUGCUCACUGGAAAACUUCAAGUAAUUUCUAGUUGGUUUUGGAAUGCUUGAUAAAGUUCUUUUAUAGCUUUAUUUUCCUGAUUUGUUUUGGUUUAGAUCAAAGUUCAAAUUAAUUUUAACUUAGCUAAUGAACUCAUCACCAGGACAGCUGGAGGGGGUAGGCCAAGGUUAAAUGGUCCAAGUUUCAAAAAUGUUAAUGGCUAAUCCAUAAUUAAUUAAAGUUUAACUGUUACUGAAGUUUACAAGUUUUAUUGUCAUGAACAUGAAAUACAAACACGAUGGCUUUGAAAUGUCUUUCAAUAAAUGUUUCUGCAUUUAUAUGGAUUAUAUGAUAUAUAUACACAGUCUAUAUAUCUAUAUGUAGUCUAUUUAUUUAUUUAUUUUGAGACGGAGUCUCGCUUUGUCUUCCAGGCUGGAGUGCAGUGGCAUAAUCUCAGCUCACUGCAAACUCGGCUUCCCGAGUUGAGGUGAUUCUGGUGCCUCACCCUCCCGAGUGGCUGGGAAUACAGGCGCAUGCCACGACGCAGGGCUAAUUUUUGUAUUUUUACUAGAUGGGCUUUCACCAUGUUGGCCAGGCUGGUCUCAAACUCCUGACCUCAAGUGAUAUGCCUGCCUCGGUUUCCCAAAGUGCUAGGAUUACAGGCGUGAGCCACCACGCCUUGCCUGUAGUCUAUAUUUUACUCUUUUUUUUUUUUUCUGAGACAGUCUCGGCUCUGUCGCCCAGGCUGAAGUGCAGUAGAACGAUCUCCGCUCGCUGCAACUUCCGUCUCCCGGGUUCAAGCAAUUCUCCUGCCUCAGCCUCCCAAGUAGCUGGGAUUACAGGCGUGCACCACCACGCCCAGCUAAUUUUGUGUAAUUUUUAGUAGAGACGGGGGUUUCACCAUGUUGGUCAGGCUGGUUUCGAACUCCUGACCUCAAAUGAUCGGCCCGCCUCCGCCUCCCAAAGUGUUGGGAUUACAGGAGUGAGCCACUGCGCCCGGCCUUGUAAUCUAUAUUUUAAAAUAAAUACUAAGGCAGCAGUGCCUAGUGAGAGCUCUGGAGUGCUGGAGUUUUGACAUUUAGACUACCUGCAGUCUAAUCACGUAUUUUACAGCUUAAAUCACCGGACCCAGUGUGUCUGUUCACACAGCAAGCCAGAGGCACGCACCUCCUGAUUUCGGAAGACUUCCCACCACCCCACCGCGCACGGUUACUAGCACCCUGCCCCAGCCUAUUUAUACCUGGUUCUUCACAAACUUUGUCCUCCAUUCUUCUCAAUAUGUUUGUACUAGAAAACUACCUUCCCUUCGUUUCUUCCUGCUGUUCUCGCUUCAUCCAUUAAAUAGUUUCUUCGCUUUCCUAAAGUUUAACAGUUCUUUACGAUAAGGCACAUGCGAAGAGCGCAAGCCCAGCCCUUUAAGAAGACUUCCGGGUUCUACCCCCGCCGCUGUUCCACUUCCGCUGACGUCGGAGGUCAGAGUUUAUAGACAAGAUGUCGGCCGAUGGUCGCUUUGAGCAUUUGCGUAGAGGAGCAUCUCUGUGACAGCAGCUUGUCGACGGCGGCUUCUAGGAGCUAGUCGAAGGAGCGAGGUUGAAGCGGGCAGCGACCCGUCAGGUCGCUCCCCUGGGGACCGGCCAGCUGCGAGACGUGACUUGGGGACCGCAGGGGAGUGGGGAAUGUGAGGUGCCAAAGACCAGUAAUGCCCCGUAUCCCCCCAGGAAGCCGGGAAACCAAGCUCCGCGGGACCGCUUCAUGCCGUUGACUGGUGUAGAGCCCGCCAGAAUGAACAGGAAGAAAGGAGACAAGGGCUUUGAAAGCCCAAGGCCAUAUAAAUUAUAAGUCGUCUGCAUCAACAACAUAAAUUUCCAGAGAAAAUCUGUUGUGGGAUUUGUGGAACUGACUAUAUUUCCCACAGUUGCAAACUUGAAUAGAAUCAAGUUGAACAGCAAACAGUGUAGAAUAUACCGAGUAAGGAUCAAUGAUUUAGAGGCUGCUUUUAUUUAUAAUGACCCAACCUUGGAAGUUUGUCACAGUGAAUCAAAACAAGAGGAGAUACACAAAUGGGAUUGGAAAAAUUCAGGGAAUCCCUGAUUUACUCCUGUAACUUUCCAUUUCACAAAG